UUGGGCUCUAAAACGCAACGUUUAAUAAGAUCUAAAGCCGACGGGUGAAGAAAGAUGUUGUGAAUUAACGGUCGGAGAUGGACAAUCUAGAGGAACAAACCAAGAAAGUUAAUCCAACAGCAAAACAAGAACAAGUGGUGGUGGUGGAGCCACAAUCUGACAUGGCAGCCGCGAUGAACGGAGUGGCAGCGGCGGCUCUCCGGUCAGUGCUUCAGCGGGUUCAGCAGGCAGCGGAGCGAUCUGGUCGCGGGGCCCAGCAGAUUAGAGUGGUGGCAGUUAGCAAGACGAAACCGGUGUCUUUAAUCCACCAAGUGUAUGAUGCCGGUCAUCGGUGUUUCGGGGAAAACUAUGUUCAGGAGCUCGUUGAAAAAGCUCCUCAGCUUCCUGAGGACAUAGAGUGGCAUUUUAUUGGGAAUUUACAGAGUAAUAAGGUCAAACCUUUAUUGGCUGCUGUACCAAAUCUUGCUGUGGUAGAGAGUGUUGAUGAUCAAAAGAUUGCCAAUCAUCUUGAUCGUGCAGUUGGAAAUUUGGGGAGGAAACCUUUGAAGGUCUUGGUCCAAGUAAAUACCAGUGGUGAAGAAUCAAAAUAUGGUGUUGAGCCUGCAGGGUGUGUGGAACUUGCAAAACAUGUUACUCAGAGUUGCCCAAACCUUGAAUUUUGCGGCCUAAUGACAAUAGGGAUGCUUGACUAUUCAUCAACCCCUGAAAACUUCAAGACAUUAGCAAACUGCAGAAGUGAGGUUUGCAAGACCCUCGGUAUACCAGAAGAACAGUGUGAGCUCUCAAUGGGAAUGUCUAAUGACUUUGAGCAAGCUAUUGAAAUGGGGAGUACCAAUGUGAGAAUUGGAUCUACUAUUUUUGGGCCUAGAGAAUAUCCCAAGAAGAAAUGAAAGAAGGUUGUUUGCGUCCUUUCUACUGUCUUGAGCUUGAGAUCCCGACCAUCUUUCAUUGAUCUUUCAGGGAAAAGCACACUGGGCUGGCUUUAUGCUAUUUGAUAGCUGUUUUAUUUGUAAUAUGAACAGCGAAAUAAUAUUCUCUAUCCACAAUUUUAGUAUAUUGCACAUUGAGUAAUCUCCAUGGCGAAUGAUCAUUUUGAA
Molecule: messenger RNA, 1097 nt
Organism: Ricinus communis (castor bean)
Lineage: Eukaryota; Viridiplantae; Streptophyta; Magnoliopsida; Malpighiales; Euphorbiaceae
Product: pyridoxal phosphate homeostasis protein
Exons: 7
Coding region: 78-890 (270 amino acids)
Cellular component (GO): intracellular anatomical structure
Molecular function (GO): pyridoxal phosphate binding
Source: RefSeq, a predicted model, not a curated record